Molecule: messenger RNA, 6807 nt
Organism: Paecilomyces variotii
Lineage: Eukaryota; Fungi; Ascomycota; Eurotiomycetes; Eurotiales; Thermoascaceae
Product: putative autophagy regulatory protein Atg2
Exons: 3
Coding region: 1-6807 (2268 amino acids)
Biological process (GO): piecemeal microautophagy of the nucleus; autophagy of mitochondrion; autophagosome assembly
Cellular component (GO): extrinsic component of membrane; phagophore assembly site
Molecular function (GO): phosphatidylinositol-3-phosphate binding
Source: RefSeq, a predicted model, not a curated record
AUGGCCUACUUCCUGCCGUCGUUCUUCCAGAAGCGGCUGCUGCGGUAUGCCCUAUCGCGGCUCGAGCUCAUCGAUACCGAUGCCUUGGAUCUCGACCGUUUAGGCAUCCGCUGGGGGCAGAGAAGUACUUUCGAACUGCGGGAUAUUGGUCUGAAGCUGGAGAAACUUUCCUCCCUUCUCCAUCUCCCGCCAGCGUCCGAACUGCUUCAAGCUCGAAUCCUCCUGCUCAGAGUGACCAUACCCGCCGACAUUUACAGCAGUGGUAUCGUUGCGGAGGUUGAAGGUGUCAGUGUACAUCUAAGACUGCUACCGAACGACCCCAACACAGGUACGGAUGGCAAGAAGCGGAGGGAUCAGAGUUCUACAUCCUUAAGACAUGAUACAUCCGGUCGCUCUCAAGGCUUCCGGUCGGAUAUCCAUGAUCCCGGCGGUGACCAAGUGCUUCCAACUACGACCGACCUUGCGCAGUCAUUUCUACAGUCAGAACCGCGGGAGGAAAAGGAAGAACUGCAGGCGGCUAUUUCAUCGCAGUCAGGAUACUUGCAUCCGUCAUCUGGAUCACUUAGUGAUGAUGAGGAGCUGGGACUCGGUCAGCAGGGUGUCUCCUUGCCUAGCUUCAUUGCAGGCUUCUUAAAGGGCGUUGUGGAUAGACUGCAGGUAAAGAUCAAGGAUGUCGCUUUGCGUGUGGAUAUGGAGCUCGAACAGGAUGCGCCAACGAAGAGGCACCCGCAGGACAAGCCGGAUCCGAUAACAGGGCUGUUGACGAUCAGAGAACUGUGCAUCGAUGGCGUGGGUUCCUAUGCCUCCAGCGAGGACAAGGGUCAUACCGUCAAUCUGGGAAAGCGGCUGAUCACCCUGUCUGAUAUACAAGCAAUGCUAUUGUCGGAUCCGGUUGUAUUCUCCAACUAUGCAUGUUUCGCGGCUCCUCCUUCGCCGCCCACCACGCACCCUAAGGAGAGUCAGACAAUUAGUAGGACAUCAUCACCUGCGCCCGCAUCCGUUCAUUAUGACUCCCCGCUUGCCAUGACACACUCGACUAUUCUGCCGCCCCCUCGCGACCUGGAGCCUUAUCCAGAGCCUGCACCCGACAUUGGAACUUCCCAUACCCAUGGUAUGGAGCAAUCAACAUAUACGGCUGACGGCCGAUUCUCAGAUGCUGGAACCGAUGAAGAAUUCGGAAGUGACGGCUAUCCGGAAGAUUAUCCAGAUCUAUCAGCUAGCCAGUACGACGACCGGUUCUUAGACAACCCAGCGUAUCUAGAGGAGGUAUUCAAUUCUCAUCUCGGAGAUGAUGUCGAAGGGUCAACUGUAUUAGAUUCUGGAGAGCAGCAGCCUAGGAACACAGAAGAGACGGUUAUGCACCAGAGUUCACAUUCGGAAGGCCUUGGAUCUGCCGAUGAACCACUUGGUAUGGAGAAAUCCUCAGGCUCAGGCGCAGGUCAUGGGGAGAUACAAAGCAGUAGAGGCUCGCUCCACGUGAGUGAGUCCAGGAAUGCUUCAAAUGAACACUUGGCCCUGCUACCUACUGAGCCGUCCACAUCAUCUGAACAGCAUGUGUCUUCAUUGCAAGGGAGCAUAAGCGAAGAUAACCAUCCGCCUCUCGCCUCUCCGGCUUCUGAUGCGGGCAGUGCUCAUUCUCAAUCAGGUUCAUCCAAUGGGGCUCUCUCCGAGUCGAAGAUCUUCUCCCACGAGGAGGCAGAAAGCAUGUAUAUGAGUGCGAUCAGUCAUGCUUCCACAUCAAAGAGCUAUUUCCCAGAUAUACCUGGAGCCUGGGAAUCACCUAAGGCCAGUAUUAGGGACGUACACACCUCUAGAUGGGAUGCAGAUGCUCCUUCGUUCGCGCCGCUCGACGACCUCAAGCAGGACGAUCAGGAUGAUACGAUAGUCUCCACUCCGAAACUCACGGCGAAGCACGAACCAGAGACCGAAUUGCAACGUUCUCAGGAGUCUUUACGAAGCCAUGGACAUGAUCUGAACGCUCAACCAGAUACCGAAGCAAGAUCCGACUUCUUCUCUCCUUCUCUUAAUAAAGACACCGAUGUCGCGAAGAAAAUCCUGGAUAUCAGUGAAAUAAAGAUUUGGCUCCCUUCAGAGGACGGUACGGCGGAAACAGAACCUGAGGAUGAAUCUUCUACAUGGCAAGACAGACAAUCUGGUGAUCAUAUGAGAGAGUCUACUGUUAGCCUGUCAGAGUCUACAGCCGGUGAACUUGCCAGCUCAAGAAUGGCUUUCUCCAGGAGGCUACGCCAGGAUUCUAUUUCAUCUAUCCCGGCGGACCAUGCACAGCGGACGUCAGGUCAGCCCCUAAACACAAAGCAACGUGACGCUUUCUCUGUUGAGGUAGCCUCCCUCGCCAUUCAGUUCGACAUUGCCACCGGAUGGCUAUUGACAAAGAUGGGCCAGAGAUUACUCAAUGCUCAUAAAGGUAACGAUAAGGAAGAAAAUGUCCAGCAGAAUAGUCCUCGAGGAGCUCCGGCACGGAAUUCAACAAUCUUGGACUUCUCUUUGAAGAAUUGUUCUAUCAAAUUCCUUGAGCACUUGCCAGGUUCCACCUACCCUGUGCAGAAAGUGGACUUCCGGCCAUCGCAGCCUGGUUUCUCUUAUCUUGCAGAUACCAUCUUACAAGCGACGAUAUCCGGCCUAAGAGCGGAUUUCGCGAUGGAUACAGCCACGACGAAACUCCGUCUGGAGCUUUCGAAGUUUACCUUGGGUUUCGCUUCUGAGGAUCUUCUCUCAUUCAACGAGGGUCUCAAAAUGCGAGAAUCGACAAGAGAUAUCUUAGCACCUGUACACGGAGAUAUAUCCCUCUCCUUGACAAGGACGGCUGACUUUGCUUCUGUCAAUCUUACGACUUUGCCAUUACACUUGAAUCUCAAUCUUCAGCGAUUGGAGGAAGUAAUGAGCUGGUUCGGUGGCUUGAGUACCAUUCUGGAGCUCGGUAGCUCGAUCGCGUCAGUGUCAACAGUAAGAGGUGCAAAGCCGGAACCGAAUAAGCGACCGCGCGGUGUACAUUUUGAAGCAACUCCUUCCACGCCCACAAGCGUUUCCGCUGAUGCCUCUGUUCCGUGGAAAGUUAAUGUUCGACUUGGUGGUCUCGCUGUUGAUGUUGUUGGGGAGAGUCAUGGUAUCAAGCUUGAAACGACUGCGGUUAAACUUGUCAGCAGAUCUGAUACAGUCGGCUUGCAAAUCGACAAAGCCAAGCUUAAAGGACCGGUACGACUUGAUGACGGCGGUAAUGCGCCAGCAAAAGUCAGUCUUGGCAACAUCCGAAUCCUGUAUCUCUUCUGUCCGAAGGAAGUCGAUUUGGAUCGACUUUUGUCGUUACUUACCCCUUCAAAAGACAAGUACGAGGAUGACGACGACAUCAUGCUCGAUACUCUAUUCCGGCAACGUAAGCAAGGGGCCGUAAUUCGAGUGACAGUCGAUACUGUUAAAACGGUCGUCUCCCGUGUCGACGCCCUAGAUGCUUUGUCUCAGCUCGGAAAUGAGAUGGCUAAACUGUCCAGUGUCGCCAAAUAUCUGCCCGAGGACGACCGACCUGGGAUCCUAACGCUGGUUCUAGUCAAGGAACUUCAAGCUCAAGUAAAGAUCGGGGGCAAGAUAGGAGACAUCGGCUUGCUUGCCACCAAUUUUGAAGCCGCCCACAUAAGCAUUCCUUCUCUCGUUGCCGCUCAGGUAGGGGGUGUUUCUCUCUCCAGAAAUGGAAACGAAGAGCUUGUGGGAGAGGCGUCGUCCCCGACGAUGGGCCGAACGCAACUGGAGGCCCCCCUUCCCAUGAUAAUGGCCAGAUUCAUCGCUGAAGAGAUGGACCCAACGGUUAAAAUCAAGUUGAACAAUCUCCGUGUGGAGUAUACCGUUCCUGCUAUCAUGGCUUUUCUAGGAAUGGACGAGAAUACUUCAACGGAAGACAUUGCUACCAAUAUGGCACAGUCUGUUGCAAGCUUAGCCGAUUUACAAGAUCGCCGGCAAAGUAGUGCCCCUUCCUCGAUGCAUUCUCCCACAAGUCUAGGCGCCUCUAAAGAGAAGACCAAGCCUCUCAAGCUUGCAGUCGCCUUGCGAAAUUGUGUCAUUGGACUUAACCCUCGGGAUCUGCCCUCUAAAGGUCUUGUUGUCUUCACUUUUGCCAAGUUUACGGGAGGGUUCUAUGACGAUAAACCAUUAGAGGCUUCAUUGGAUAUCAGGAAGGCCUGCAUCAUGAUUAUUGAUGAUGUUCAGAAUGUGGGCUUAACGGAAAAUUUACGCAGACUCGGCUCAGCAGCUGGGCAAAGCGACCAAGUUCAGGAGUUCAUCAAUAUGGGUUAUGUUCCAGUGUCGUACAUCUCCUCAGCCAUGGCGUUGGUGAAGCUCAUCGAGCUCGAACCUGACGGGAGCAAAUCAUUGGAUGUUGAGUUAAGGGACGACCUGCUUAUUCUUGAGACGUGCGCCGAUUCCACGCAGACGCUGAUUAGCAUCCUCAAUGGCUUGAAUCCGCCUACACCGCCAAGUACUGCUCUUAAAUACCGCACCGAGGUUAUGCCAAUUCAGGAUAUGCUUGCAUCAUUCUCUGGCGACGCGUUCGCUACGGAAACAAUGUCUGAACCCGAAGACCUGUUUGAAGCUACUGACGUUCCCCAAGAUUAUACAAAUGUGGAGCACGGGGAGGAUGAGUUGGAAUACGUCAGCGAGUUCUAUCCGUCAAAGCCUGAUUUUGACGGCGAUAUGCUCAGGGAAAGCAUGAGCGGCUCUGCGAUGGCGUCAUCACAAUCAAAAGACCUGCUCGACAGUUUCCAUACUCAACACCAGGUCACGUCAAGUAUUUCUGAGCUCGACUUCCAAGAGGAUCAUUUUGCCAAGCAGUCUGCUGUCGGGGGCACAGCGCAUAGAUGGGAUUCAUCCCAUAACACCUACGGGCUGUCGAACGAUGUCAAAUUGAAGGGAAGCCCUCUGAGAGUAAGGGUUCGUGAUGUGCAUGUCAUCUGGAAUCUCUUUGAUGGCUAUGACUGGCAGCGGACGAGGGACACAAUAUCCAAGGCUGUGAAAGACGUAGAACUGAAGGCUACCGAGCGACGAGCCAGGGCAGCCAGCCGUGCAUCUCCAGGAGUUGAAGAUGAAGAGGAGUCAGUCAUCGGCGACUUCCUCUUCAAUUCUAUAUACAUAGGCAUCCCGGCAAACAAGGACCCACGUACUCUCGCGCAGGAAGUCAACCGUGACAUAGACGACCUCGUUAGUGAGACGGGAAGCUAUGCUACAUCCACGACUGUGACGGGAGCAACAGUACGCCAUGAUCGGUCCUCGUCUAUUAGAGGCAGGAAACUGCGCCUCUCCAGGAGCAAGCACCACAAGAUGACUUUUGAGCUGAAAGGUAUAUCGGCAGAUUUUGUCGUCUUCCCACCUGGCUCCGGUGAAACAGUAAGCUCUUUGGAUGUCCGGGUCAAAGAUCUGGAGAUAUUCGAUCAUAUCCCAACCUCCACUUGGAAGAAGUUUGCUACCUAUAUGCAUGACGCUGGAGAAAGGGAGAGUGGCACAAGCAUGAUACACAUAGAGCUUCUGAACGUAAAGCCUGUCCCUGAUCUUGCUGCGUCUGAGAUUGUCCUUAAGGCGACUGUCCUUCCCUUACGCCUCCAUGUCGACCAGGAUGCUCUGGACUUCAUGAGUCGGUUCUUCGAGUUCAAAGACGAGAAUGCACCCGCUCCAAGCUCUCCCGGAGAACAACCGUUCCUCCAGAGAGUAGAGGUCAAUGCUGUGAGGGUCAGACUUGAUUUCAAGCCGAAGAGAGUCGAUUAUGGAGGUCUCAGAUCUGGACGUACAACGGAGUUCAUGAACUUCUUUGUCCUCGACAAUGCAGACAUGGUUUUGCGACAUGUUAUCAUCUACGGGGUUUCAGGGUUCGAAAAGCUUGGACUCACCCUGAACGAUAUAUGGAUGCCAGACGUGAAGCGGAACCAGCUCCCAGGUGUCCUUGCCGGUCUAGCUCCGAUUAGGUCGAUCGUCAAUGUCGGUAGCGGUGUCAAGGAUCUUGUUGUCGUUCCCAUGCGCGAGUAUAAGAAGGACGGGCGUAUCGUCCGCAGCAUCCAAAAGGGGGCGAUGGCAUUCGCAAAGACGACUACGAACGAACUGGUUAAGUUAGGUGCUAAACUUGCCAUCGGCACACAGACGGUACUGCAAGGAGCUGAAGACUUCCUCAACGCACCCGGUGCACCCCAGACUGUGCUCGACGACGACCUUGAAGAGGAAGAGAAGAAGCGAAUCUCAUUGUACGCAGACCAGCCUGUUGGUGUUGUCCAGGGCCUUCGAGGUGCCUACAGCAGCCUUGAGCGUGACCUUCUCCUUACUAGAGAUGCAAUUGUUGCGGUGCCUGGAGAAAUCAUGGAGAGUGGCAGCGCCGCUGGUGCUGCCAAGGCUGUAUUCAAACGAGCUCCAACGGUCAUCCUCAGACCUGCUAUUGGAGCAACUAAGGCAGUCGGACAGACGUUGUUGGGCGCAGGCAAUACCUUGGAUCCGACUAAUAGGAGGAGAAUGGACGAUGUAAGUCGUAAAUCCAGCACGAUCCUGUGCCUGGCUCUUGCGUUUCUGGCUCAUGCUGACGGCUGUCCUUAUUACAGAAAUACAAACGACACUAGAGUAUGUUUUCACGAACCAUCAGAUACGAGUACAUGCAUUCAACGCGACCUUUUUUCGAAUCUGGCGUUUAUUUUCAAGGCGGUCAAUCGAGGGAAGCGCAUCCAACAUUUUUCUAACGACCAACGAAAUCGGCAUGUUUUCAUUCUCUUUUCAUUUUGCUGUGCACUAGCGAAAUACUCGAGAUUCCCCAGUCUGCGCAUAGCUUGA